UGCCGCAGAAACACGACAAGAUGAUGAAGCGGCUACUUAUUUGUAUUUUUGCUAUAUUCUGCUUUAUUCCUAGGAGUACUGGGAGAAAAGGAUUCGGUCCUGGAGAACAAGAAUGGGGCUAUGUUGAAGUACGUCCCAAUGCUCAUAUGUUUUGGUGGCUUUAUUAUACUACAGCAGACGUUAAAUCAUAUUACGAUAAACCGCUAAUAAUUUGGUUACAAGGUGGACCAGGAGGAUCUUCGACCGCAUAUGGAAAUUUCGAAGAACUAGGACCUCUCGAUCUAAAUUUAAAUCCAAGGAAUUACACUUGGAUCAAAAGUUACAAUGUACUCUUCAUCGAUAACCCUGUUGGCACUGGCUUUAGUUACGUUAAUGAUCAAACGGUAUACACGACGACAAAUGCUCAGAUUGCUCGCGAUCUUAUAGAAUGUAUUCGAGGAUUUUACAAACAAUUACCGAGAUUUAAGUUUGUCCCAACAUAUAUCAUUUCUGAAUCGUAUGGUGGAAAAAUGGGAGCGGAGUUUGCAUUAGUCUGGGCUCGAGCUCAAAAAGUUGGUAAUAUUAAAAGUAAUCUAAAAGGGGUCGUACUUGGAGGUGCUUGGAUUUCUCCUAUCGACUCUGUAACGACAUUGGCGCCAUUUUUAUGCAACGUGGGUAUGAUGGAUUUGCAAAUUUUUAAAAAUAUUACUUCUGUGGCAAAACUUACAAAAGCUAAAGUUAAAUCUGGCGAGUGGGAAAUGGCAACUAAAUUGUGGUCUUAUAUUCAAAAAAUCAUUGCAAUAAAAACUUACGUUAACUUUUACAAUAUUGUGGAAGAAAAGAAAUAUGGGGAUUAUUCGCAUCUUUUACCACAAAGCCAAUCAUCCUUUAAUAGAGAUUUAUCUAAACAUCGUAUUCAAAAUCGGGGUAAAUUACUUUAUACUUUAAUGAAUGGCCAAGUAAGAGAGGCACUCGGUCUUAAUGUCAUUCAUGGCCAUAAUGAAAAAAUUUUCUACUAUUUAAGAGAAGAUUUUAUGAAACCCGUUACUAAUAUAGUGGAAUUAUUACUCAAUGAAACCAACUUGAAAGUAUUUGUGUACAAUGGAAAUUUGGAUGCAGUUGUCACCACAAAAAGCACCUAUACUUGGAUCGAAAAACUAAAAUGGAAAAAAGCUGACACCUGGAAAUAUGAUUCGAUUAAGGUACCGCUUGUCGUUGAAGGUAUCAUCGAGGGCUAUGUCAAAGCUACAGAUAAUUUCGCAAUGUAUUUGGUCUACAGAGCCGGACACCAUGUUCCAAAAGACAAUCCUGCAGCUAUGGCGCUAAUACUACAGGAUCUAAUAAAGGAGUGAACAAAAAACCAAACUAGUUUUUAAUUUUUAAAAAACUAAAUGUGUAUUAUAUUUACGGGACGUUACACUCAAAUUACUGAUAAAAUUUUUCAUCUAUUUUUUUUACUUUUAAGAAAAAGAAGCAAACAAUCAAAAUAAUCAUAAAUAUUAAAAUUAGUAGAAAAUAAU
Messenger RNA from Nylanderia fulva, 1499 nucleotides. RefSeq names its product retinoid-inducible serine carboxypeptidase-like. Lineage: Eukaryota; Metazoa; Arthropoda; Insecta; Hymenoptera; Formicidae. Gene Ontology annotation, biological process: proteolysis. The record is from RefSeq and is a predicted model, not a curated record. Gene Ontology annotation, molecular function: serine-type carboxypeptidase activity.